This is a messenger RNA of Hydra vulgaris (swiftwater hydra), 3492 nucleotides long. RefSeq names its product nucleolar protein 6. The record is from RefSeq and is a predicted model, not a curated record. Gene Ontology annotation, biological process: rRNA processing; tRNA export from nucleus. Lineage: Eukaryota; Metazoa; Cnidaria; Hydrozoa; Anthoathecata; Hydridae. Gene Ontology annotation, cellular component: CURI complex; small-subunit processome; UTP-C complex.
AUUUAAAAUGAAAAGAAAAGUAGAAGCACAAAACACUAAUUUAAUAAAAGUUAAGAAGAAAAAGAUAAACACAACAAAGGUGUUGUCUGCUGAAGAAAGACAAAGAAAAAAAACUUCUCUUUAUAGUGCUCCGACAAGUGAAGAGUUAAACCAGCUAAGAGAAAAUGAGAAUUUAUACAAAAGUAAUUUGUUUAGAAUGCAGAUUCAAUAUCUUCUUGAAGAGGUCUGCUUAAAAGAAAAAAAAGUUAAAAAAAUAAAUGAUGCUCUGCAUUUGUUAAAUACAUUUAUAAAAGGUACAUGUUCGCAAUCUGAAGAACACGAGAUAUCUGGUAGUUGUCUACCAAGAGGUGUGGAGUUUCCCCUUCCUCAUUAUAUAUCAAGAGAAAAAAUUAAAGGGAAAUUUAGGUAUAUUGCUCCAAAAGAAAUUACAGUAAUUGGAAGUUAUCUAUUAAAAACCAUGACAAAACCUAGAACAUCUAUUGAUAUUGCUGUUGAAAUGCCAAUGGAUUGUUUUCAGCCUCGUGAUAGCUUAAACUUUCGUUAUUAUUUUAAACGAGCUGCAUAUUUAUCAUGGCUUGCAUUUUACUUGAAAGAUUGGGAAUUAACUGACUCUCUUCAUUUUUCUUGCACUUAUAACCAAUACAAACCUAUUCUGUGUUUGACUCUAAAAGGAAAAAGUUUAAACAGUUAUUUUAUCAAUAUUCACUUGGCUAUUCCUAAUGGAGUAUUUAAAUUAUCACGAUUUACACCUUUAACUAGUAACAUCAGAACAAGUUGGUUUUGCUUAAAUACUUCUAAAACUGCAGAUUCUGCAAUACCAACACCUCAUUAUAAUAGUGGCAUACUUUCUGAUAUGCUUUUUGAGGAUCAUUUAAAAGUUUUGUAUGCUGCUAUUAAAGAAUGCCCAGCAAUACGAGAGGCUGUAUGUCUAUUUAAAGUGUGGUUGAAGCAAAGAACUUUUAAGGGUGCUUGCACAUUUAAUGGAUUUGUUGGCUCCAUGUUUAUGGUAUAUUUACUGAAAAAAAAACAGAUUUCAUUUAAUCUUAGUUCAUAUCAAAUAUUCAAGAUUGCAAUGCAUUCAUUAGCAACAUCUGACUGGUCAAAAAAUGGGAUUACAAUAUGUGAUGAUGCAAAUAAGUCUUUAGUUUCUUUUCAUGAAAAAUUUGAUGUUGUGUUUGUGGACUCAACUGGAGAACUCAAUUUAUGUGCAGACAUCACUAAGUUAACUUACAAUAUGAUUCGUUACCAAGCAACAUUGUCUUUAAGUAUUCUGGACAAUUCUAUGGAGGGUGGUUUUGAUCCAUUGUUUAUCAAACAACAACAUUUUCUUCAAGUUGCUGAUCACUCAUUUCGGCUCAACAAUCUUGUUGAUUUUCACAAACAACUGAUGCAAAAUCAAUUACACAAAACUUUAAUAAUGGAUUUUGGAGGAGACUGGUUAAAACUUGUUCCAAAUAUAGUUUCAGAAAUUUUAUUGUCUGGACUUGAUAAAAGAGUUCGGUUGUUAUUUGAGAAACCCUCUGAAGAAAAGCAGUGGACAGUUACAUCAUGUAAGGGAAUUGAUGAUUUUGGUGGAUAUAUUUGGUUUGGGUUAUUGUUAGAUCCUGAGUACUCUGAAAAUGUUCUUAGUAUGGGACCAUCAGCAGAUCAGCCAGAGGCAAAAACUUUUCGAAAAAUAUGGGGUGCAAAAUCAGAAUUAAGAAGAUUUCCUGAUGGUAGCAUUAAUGAAGCUGUAUUAUGGUCUUGUGUUAAUAAAGAGGAAACUAAGUUUAUCUGUAAACAAAUUGUUCAUCAUCUCCUACAGUUGCAUUGUAACAUCCCCUCAACAAAUAUUUUUUAUCAUGGCGGAGAGUUUAAUGUUUGUCUAAAAAGGAAGUAUAUUGAAACUGAUGAUCAUGUCAAAAAUAAACCUGGAUGUGGAGAAGAGGAAGGAAUUAACUUUAUAAAAACAUUUGAAAAAUUGUGUAAGGAAAUUAAUGCACUUGAGAAUUUACCAUUAAAAAUUCAUUCCAUUGAUGGAAUUGACCCUGCUUUUCGCAUGACUGAGGUAAAUACACCUCUACAGCAUAUUACAAAAGCUGGUUAUGAAAAUAAAAUUAUUGCUCCUAAAUUUGAAAAGAAGCUGCCUCGUUUUUGUCCUGUUUAUAAUGUUGUUUUGCAAUUUGAAACAAGUGGAAAAUGGCCUGAUGAUGUUUUGGCUAUUCAACACAUAAAAGCUGCUUUCCACCUCAAAUUAGCAGAUUCCAUUCGAAGUUCUAUUAAUAUUCCAGCCGUUGCAUCCCCUGGAUUUGUUGAUGUCAUCAAGAAUGGUUAUGUUUUUCGUAUAUCUGUGGUUAAUUAUCGUGAAAUGGUAUUGUACCAAGAAAAUUUGAAUGUUGGUUCUCUUCUUAAAAAAGAGUGUGAAUUAGCUGCUCACCAACUUGAUGUUAUAAUUGUAAAAAAACCAUUGCACAACUCUCUAAUUAAAAGUUUAAACAGUCAAUAUCAUGAAUACCCUUUAACAGUCAGAUUGGCUAAAAAAUGGAUAGCUGCCCAAAUGUUUUCUGAAUUUCUCUCAGAAGAGGCAGUAGAGCUUAUUGUAGCUUUUUUGUUUUUAUGUCCACAACCAUCAGAAGCACCAAGAUGUCACAUGUCUGGCUUUAUACGCUUCUUAGAGUUUAUGUGUAACCAUGAUUGGAAUAAUGAACCAGUAAUUGUUAAUCUCAACAACCAAAUUACAAAUGAAGAAUUUCACAAAAUAAAGGAGAAUUUCGAAUUGAACAGAGAUCAGCUAUCUCCUAUGUGUGUGGCUUGUUCAUAUGAUCACCAGGGAGGAUUGUGGACAAAAAAUAUAAAUAAGCAGAUUCUACGUCGUUUGGCGUUGCUGGCAGACUCCGCAUUAAAAUACAUCGACUCAAACAUAUGGUCAAACGUUUCUAUUUCUGUUGAACCUAUAUUUCGUCCUCCGAUCAGCGACUAUCACGUUGUUAUUGAGUUAAAAAAGGAGAUGGUUCCUCUUUAUUAUUUAAAUAUUGAUUCCAAUAUUCGUUCCAAAUCAUUUGCAAUUAAAGAUUCUAUUGUGAGUACAUGUAUGCCUGUGGCUGAUUUCAAUCCACCAAAGCUAUAUCUAGAAGAGUUACGCAGUGCGUUCUCGGAGAUUGCUUUGUUUUUUUACGAUGCUUAUGGAGGAAUAAAUAUUGGAGUUAUUUGGAAGUUAAGUGCGUUAACUCCGCAACCUUUUAAGAUUUUGCAUGCUCGUUACCAAACUCUUGUCAAAGCUGAUAUAAAGAAAUCUAAAAAAAAGAUCGUGCCAUGUUCAACACCAAUGUCUAUACCAAAUAUUUCAGCUAUUAUUGAUGACUUCAAAAUUAUAGGAAAAGGCCUGGUCAACAAUGUAACUGUCUUGAAAAAAAAUUAACUGUUUGGAAUUAUUUUUGUGUUAGUUGGCGUCCGUACACAAGAAUUACGCGAAGUAUUAUUAUUAUUAAUACAAUAUUCUAUUUGAGAUUAAAA